Molecule: messenger RNA, 4387 nt
Organism: Anolis carolinensis (green anole)
Lineage: Eukaryota; Metazoa; Chordata; Lepidosauria; Squamata; Anolidae
Gene: nat10
Product: N-acetyltransferase 10
Exons: 29
Coding region: 196-3255 (1019 amino acids)
Biological process (GO): rRNA acetylation involved in maturation of SSU-rRNA
Cellular component (GO): 90S preribosome; nucleolus
Molecular function (GO): ATP binding; tRNA binding; 18S rRNA cytidine N-acetyltransferase activity
Source: RefSeq, a predicted model, not a curated record
GCGCAGGCCGAGGCCAGGCCUCCUUCUCCCCGCUCCGCCCCCUUUCCCCGUGGGCCUUGCUUUCAAGCCGGGCUCUUCCUGUCCUUCCGCGUGGGUCUCCACGUGGAAGCUGACUCCUAGGCAGCGGCGCCAGGAAAGAAGCAAGGAAAGCAUUGGGAGAGCGUCCCCAGGUAAGACAGGGAUUUCUCAGUGAAAAUGCAGCGCAAGAAAGUUGAUAAUCGCAUCCGGAUAUUGAUUGAGAAUGGAGUGACUGAGCGGCAUAGGACACUCUUUGUUGUCGUAGGGGAUCAUGGCAAAGAUCAGGUAGUCAUACUCCAUCAUAUGUUGUCUAAAGCAGCAGUGAAGGCUAGACCAUCAGUAUUAUGGUGUUACAAAAAGGAACUGGGAUUCAGCAGCCAUCGUAAAAAAAGGAUGAGACAGUUGCAGAAGAAGAUUAAAACUGGAAUGUUAGAUCUGAAGCAAGACGACCCCUUUGAGCUGUUCAUUGCAGCCACAAACAUUCGGUACUGUUACUACAACGAGACACAUAAAAUUCUUGGGAAUACGUUUGGCAUGUGUGUACUCCAGGAUUUCGAAGCCUUGACCCCAAACCUGCUGGCUAGAACUGUUGAAACUGUGGAAGGCGGGGGCAUAGUUGCAAUCCUCCUGAGAACAAUGAAUUCCCUGAAGCAGCUCUACACCAUGACAAUGGACGUACACUCUCGAUACCGGACAGAGGCACAUCAAGAUGUAGUAGGAAGAUUUAAUGAAAGGUUUAUUCUCUCUCUGGCAUCUUGCAAAACCUGCAUGGUGGUUGAUGAUCAGCUUAAUAUUCUCCCAAUCUCUAGCCAUGUUUCCAACAUAACAGCUGUUCCAGCUCGGUCUCAGGAGGAUAAUCUGAGUCCUCAAGAUAUGGAAUUGAAGGAACUAAAGGAGAACCUCCAAGAUACACAGCCAGUCGGAGUAUUAGUUGAUAGCUGUAAAACCCUGGAUCAGGCAAAAGCUGUCCUAAAAUUCAUUGAAGCCAUUUCUGAGAAGACACUGCGAAGCACUGUCGCUUUAACAGCCGCCAGAGGAAGAGGGAAAUCAGCUGCUUUGGGAUUGGCUAUAGCUGGAGCAGUGGCCUUUGGCUACUCCAAUAUUUUUGUCACAUCUCCAAGUCCGGAUAAUCUCCACACCUUAUUUGAAUUUGUCUUUAAAGGUUUUGAUGCUUUACAGUAUCAGGAACACUUGGAUUAUGAGAUCAUUCAGUCCCUCAACCCUGAAUUUAGCAAAGCAGUCGUCAGAGUGAAUGUGUUCAGAGAGCAUAGACAGACUAUCCAGUAUAUCCACCCUGCUGAUGCUGUGAAAUUGGGACAGGCAGAAUUGGUGGUGAUUGAUGAAGCCGCUGCUAUACCCCUCCCUCUGGUGAAAAGCCUGUUAGGUCCUUACCUGGUCUUCAUGGCUUCUACAAUCAAUGGAUAUGAAGGCACUGGUCGUUCCUUAUCAUUGAAACUGAUCCAGCAGCUGCGACAACAGAGUGCCCAGGCUCAAGCUAAUGUGACAGCGGAGAACAAAAUGACAACAACAGCAAAACUCUCCUCAGCCCGUACAUUACAUGAGGUUUCGCUCCACGAAUCCAUUAGAUAUGCCCCAGGAGAUCCUGUUGAAAAGUGGUUGAAUGACAUGCUGUGCUUGGAUUGUCUCAACAUCACAAGAAUUAUAUCUGGCUGCCCAUUGCCUGAAUCUUGUGACUUAUACUAUGUCAACAGAGACACCCUGUUCUGCUACCACAGAGCAUCAGAGACUUUUCUUCAGAGGCUCAUGGCUCUGUAUGUGGCAUCUCAUUAUAAGAAUUCUCCUAAUGACCUCCAGAUGCUUUCAGAUGCUCCAGCCCAUCACCUCUUUUGCCUCUUGCCACCAGUUCCACCUACGCAGAAUUCCUUGCCAGAGGUGCUUGCUGUUGUUCAGGUGUGUUUGGAGGGCGAGAUCUCCCGCCAGUCUAUUAUGAAUAGUCUGUCUAGAGGAAAAAAAGCUUCAGGCGAUCUCAUUCCAUGGAGCAUUUCAGAGCAGUUCCAGGAUCCUGAUUUUGGUAGCCUCUCUGGUGGAAGAGUUGUUCGUAUUGCAGUCCAUCCUGAUUAUCAAGGGAUGGGUUAUGGCAGCCGAGCUCUGCGUUUGCUACAGAUGUAUUAUGAAGGCAAGUUCCCUUGUCUAGAGGAAAAAAUGACUCGGAAACCAAGAGAAAUAACUACUGUGAGCAGUGAGGCUGUCAGUUUACUUGAUGAAGCAGUGAUGCCUCGGAAAGAUUUGCCUCCUCUGCUUCUCAAGCUGAGCGAGAGACAAGCGGAGAAUUUAGACUACCUUGGUGUGUCUUAUGGCUUGACACCAAGACUGCUCAAAUUUUGGAAGCGAGCUGGAUUUGUCCCUGUCUAUCUGAGGCAGACUCCUAAUGAUCUGACUGGGGAACAUUCAUGUAUCAUGUUAAAGAUGCUGAAUGAAGAGGAAGAGAAAGAGCAGGAAAACUGGCUGAUAGCCUUCUGGAAAGAUUUCAGGAGGAGGUUUCUGUCUCUACUAUCAUUUCAGUUCAGCACUUUCUUGCCUUCAUUGGCUCUGAAUAUCUUGCAAAACAGGAAUGUCAAGCCACAGUCUCAACCACCUAUAAGUCGUAACGAAUUAGAAGCUGUUUUUACCCCAUAUGAUCUGAAGAGGCUGGAGAUGUAUUCAAGGAACAUGGUGGACUAUCACUUGAUUAUGGACAUGAUCCCAACUAUAGCUAAAAUGUACUUUCUCAACCAGCUUGGGGAUAUGACUCUUUCUGCCACGCAGUCUGCACUUCUUCUUGGGAUUGGCCUCCAGCAUAAAUCUGUGGAUCAGCUGGAAAGAGAGAUAGAGUUACCUAGUGGGCAAUUGAUGGGUCUCUUCAACAGAACCAUCCGCAAGGUUGUUCAGUUGUUCAAUGCUAUCCAGGAAAAGGCUGUGGAGGAGCAGAUGGCAGCAACAAAAGAAAUUGUGAUGGAACCAACCUUGAAAUCCUUAAAUGAGGAUUUGGAAGAAGCAGCAAAAGAAUUUCAGGAAAAACACAAGCAAGAUGUUGGGAAGCUGAAAGACCUCGACCUUUCACAGUAUGUUAUCCGAGGAGACGAUGAAGAAUGGAAUGAAGUGCUGACCAAAGCAGGACAGAAUGCCUCCAUUGUUAGCUUGAAAAGUGACAAGAAGAGAAAAUCAGAAGGCCCAACAGGGCCCAAGCAGGAGAAGAGGUUUAAGAAAAAAAUCCAAAAGCAGAAGUGGAAGAAAUGAUACCUGCGUCAACACAUAGACUUGGAGAUCCUGUUUUGUGGGAACCUUGUUUCUUUCCCAAAACAAACAACUUUAGGCUAUUAAAGUAAAGGUACCUUGUGGUGGAAAUGCCUGAAGGAUUUUGGUUUUUUAAAUAUAUAGGCUGCCUUGAAGCCAUACCAUUUGGAAGAGAGGUUUAUUGCUGCCAGCUCAGCAUUUGUGUUGCGAUAAAAGGAACUGUAGAGCAGCAAACUGGAUUAUUACCAGGAAUCCUGAGCUUUACUGUUUAGCCCUGCAAGACCUCUGUUGGUGUGCCUGAGAGACCUAUAAACAUCUUUCCCUUCGCUUUACGAUUUGUUGUUCUUGCUGGUGAUUUUGGAAGGAGGCAUGAGGCUCAUUGCUGUGAGUGUUGUUUUUAAUUGAAAGCGAGUAUUUUUAGAAGCAUGAGUACAACGAUGUAUAAAACAUUCCGUGGUGUUUUUAAAAGAUGGAAGUUAAUUUAGAUGUCUGGUGUACAUUAUUAUGCUUUUAUGACACUAAAAUAACCGACCUGAAAUUUUUAAAAUAUUGUCUUCACCUUGUUAAUGCUCAGAACUUUGGGGUCGGUUUUGGAUGUUCUCAGUGUUUUCUCCCCAGAAUGUCUGCUGGUAUGGUGCAAAAAGGAGGAUGUCCCAUAGAAUCAGAAUAAUAGAGCUGGAAGUGACCACAUGGACCACCUAGUCCAAUUCCCUGCCAUGCAAAGCAAAGCACAAUCAGAGUACCCCUGACAGAUGGCCAUCCAGCCUCUGCUUUUCAGUAGCAUGAUGCCUUGGUAUCCAGCAGUGUUUUGGGACAGAAUUGGCUAAUCUGUAUAUGUGUAUGUAGGUGUGUGUGGUCCUGGGUGGUCCCCUUUUUUGAAGGAAGGAGUUAUGAUUACUUCUGGACCAAAGUCAUGUUUCAGCCGUGCCUGGUAAAAUCUCAGCAUUUGGAGAAUAAUUGAAAAGAAAUGAUGUGAUCAAUGGUCCCUUGUGGCUUCAAUGAUCUCUGUGUCUCCCAUUUCUGCUCAACUGUUUCCAUUCGCUCUAUAGACAUUUCCCUGGUAAGUAUUUUAUGCAGAUUUUUUUUUUACAAUGACGAUAUUUGGAAGCAGAAUAAAAAUAAAUUGACCAAUUAA